GCGCCCUUUUCCGGCGAAUAUGGAGAUACGUGACGAAGGUAUAUGAGAUCGGAGCAAAACCGCGGAGAAAUCGUACCGGAAGUGCUGUUUAGAAUCGAUAAGUGUGAAAUCGGACAAAGUACAUCAAUCAUCGAAAGAUUUUCCAGAGACUCAUUUGAAUAAUCCAGAGCGACGACUGACAAUCAGCUAUAUGUAAAUAUGAUGGAAUCGAACGGACAGCUGGAUUGAAGAGAAUGAACAUUAAUUCCUAAUUUUUCACUCGCUUUAUAUGCGCGUGAUAUCUUUGGAAGAUCGACAAACAUGAAUAUCAAGAUCUCAAAGAAGUCUUUCACACGUCAUACCUUCAAAACAUUAGGAAGCGUGAGGAAGUGCCUCCAAUCACCUUGACCUCCGGCGCACCAGCUGACUCCACGUGCCUCGAUGAAGGUUCCUACAGCGAACUCUUCCAUGGCGCCGUUUCCGGCGACUAAGGAAUCACCAAGACCACCGAUCACAUCGAUGUCGCCCGGUCUCAAUCGAUGAACGUUGUCUGGUAUCGUCAAGGACCUGGGCGAGGAAUAAGAGAAAAGGAGACUCGCUGAAAUACGAGGAAAUUUGAACCGGUUUGAACGAGACAAGCAGAAUAAUCCCGGCAAAGGAUUAAUAAGAUGCAUCUCUCGGUCUCUGUCGGAGAUUCUUCCUGCGCAGUACCCGAAUUCUUAGCCGAGGAUGCUUCGAGGGUGAGAAGAACGUGCUUUAACAUUUAGGAGACUUCUAUUUUCGGCAGCGGUGCGCCUCUUGUCAAGCAUCGAUCGUCGUUUUUUUCCAAGUAGAAGAAGGAACAAGACUCAGAGAGGACACGUGGACGAGGACCCGGAGGCCGGGCGACGAGCGACUCGAAUUCCGCGCCGAUUUGACAGGCGGUCACGUGACCGCGGGACCGGCUGAUCGCGCAGACAGGCGCGCCGAGAUUAUAAAUAGCGGUGCGCGACGCGCGCGAGCCUCUUUCACUUCCCGCUACGCGCCGUGGCGCGUUCGUCCGUUCCCGUCGUUCCCGAUCAUUACGCGGUGUGCCGUGUGCUUGUGUAGAGCUCGCUCGCUCGACCCGAUCUUGCUCUCCAUCUCGCGCAUGCCGUCGCGUCUCGCCUGAAACACAGACAGAAGAGAGGAUCCUCGAGUCUCCCGCCGUGAGGAAGCGACUACCCAGGGUAUCGCUCCAACCACAACGGUGAAAUCCGCCAAGUGCGAAAGAGGAAAGAGAGAAGGCACGUGGGGAAGAAGUACUCCGUGGAAGGCGGCUAAACGAGGAGGACCAGAGAAGCUCGACGGUCUGUGUCUGCUCGAUAUCUACGGGGAUUCUUCCUAUCUUUCUUUGUUGAGCGGCGAGGAUCGGCUACGACACGACGACGACAACGGCGGCGACAACCCCGAAACGCAGGAAAAUGCCGGAGACCGCGCAUCACAUGAACGGUUACGCGAAUGGCCACGCGCCGCCCGAGCUGCAGCAGGACACCACUUUCCUCUUCACCUCGGAGUCGGUUGGCGAGGGACACCCAGACAAAAUGUGCGAUCAAAUAAGCGAUGCCAUUUUGGAUGCACACCUGAAGCAAGAUCCCGAUGCUAAAGUAGCAUGCGAAACCGUAACGAAAACUGGAAUGAUACUUUUGUGCGGGGAAAUAACGUCGAAAGCUGUAGUGGAUUAUCAAAAGAUCGUUCGAGACACAGUAAAGCACAUUGGCUACGACGAUUCUUCGAAAGGUUUUGACUACAAGCUGUGCAAUGUUCUGUUGGCGCUCGAUGCUCAAUCACCAAAUAUCGCGGCAGGCGUUCAUGAAAACCGUAGCGACGAGGAAGUGGGAGCAGGAGAUCAGGGUCUAAUGUUUGGAUACGCAACCGAUGAAACUGAUGAAUGUAUGCCAUUGACGGUCGUGUUGGCGCACAAAUUGAAUCAGAAAAUCGCCGAAUUAAGACGAAGCGGUGAAUUAUGGUGGGCUCGUCCAGAUUCCAAAACACAGGUGACCUGCGAGUACAUCAUGGAUCAUGGGGCUUGUGUACCUAUAAGAGUUCAUACUGUUGUGGUAUCGCUGCAACAUAGCGAAAAAAUCGGUCUAGACGAGCUACGCAAAGCGAUCAUGGAGAAAGUCAUCAAAGAAGUGAUACCAGCGAGAUAUUUGGACGACAGAACAAUCUUUCAUGUCAAUCCAUGUGGGCUGUUCAUUAUUGGUGGACCACAGAGCGAUGCUGGUCUCACAGGACGAAAGAUCAUUGUAGACACAUAUGGUGGCUGGGGAGCGCACGGUGGUGGCGCUUUUUCUGGUAAAGAUUUUACAAAGGUAGACAGAUCAGCUGCAUAUGCCGCAAGAUGGGUAGCAAAGUCUUUGGUAAAAGCCGGUCUCUGCAGGCGCUGUCUUGUACAGGUCUCCUAUGCCAUUGGAGUAGCAGAACCGUUAUCAAUAACAGUAUUCGAUUAUGGUACAUCCACACUCUCCCAGAACGAGCUCUUAGAUAUAGUGAACAAAAACUUUGAUCUUCGACCCGGAAAGAUUGUCAAGGAGCUGAAUCUUCGCAAUCCUAUUUACCAACAAACCAGUACAUAUGGUCAUUUUGGACGCGAUGGUUUCACAUGGGAGCAACCAAAAAAAUUGAUUCUCGAUUGAUGAGAGAGUAAGUUUUAAGUUGGCUUCGGCGUUUUUCGAUUAAUUAGACAUCCGAUAAAACGUCUGUUUUCUCUAUCUCUUCCUCUAUCUAUCUUUCUCUCUCUCUCUCUCUCAGUAACCGUGUUAUAUCAAAUGACAAAAAUAUCGCCCGAGACCUUUUUUGGAGAUUUUCUUCGAUCUCCGUGCCGCAACUACCACCAAGUCCACCGAUUUCUCAAUGCCAAUAUAUUAGCAGUAACGAGGACUGGAGGCGGGAGGGGAGGGAGAUUCUUUUUCUAGCUCUUUUUUUCGUGGAGAGUAUACCGAAUUAUUGUAUACAUAUAUAUUAUUAUGAUGACAGACAUAUAGUACAAAUCUCUCGUUCGUAAUCCGACACACGGAUAUGGACGGUCAUUUCUUCCUUCACUUUUCGCGGAAUUGGUUCUUCGGGUGAUUAAUGCCUCUCAAUAACACGGUUAAACAACCAUCUAGGUACAAUAAAUGCAUCGCGCGGGAAAAAGGGGUAAACCGAAUCUAUCACGGAGCCUCGUAUUGUUGUAAGCCCAUGUUCAUGCCCUAAAAGCUUCUUUCUUUAACGUUCGAUUAGAUAAUUCAAUCUGGCAUAACCAGAUCGUGGUUUUAUCGUUGAUGCAGGAAGCAAAAAAAAAGAAAAAGAAAAACCUACUAUAGCAAAUAACUUCCCAUCUGCAAAAAAUGUAUAAACAGGCGCUACAUCGAUACGAAUUUUCAGAUUUAAAAAAUGCAAUUGCAAUUCUAUAGGUUUUUAGCACGGUACUAGUAGUCGCUCAUACGUACGCGAAAGUUCGAUGCUCCGAUUUAUUCAUAAUCUAAUUUUUAAAUGCAUGAAAAAUCAGAUCUCGAUACGUUAGCGUUUUUAUUUUAUUUCAACGUUUAGCGCUAUAUAUACAUAUGAUCGAUCUUUCGUGUAUGUAUCUUCAUUAGAAUCAUUACAAUCGUUAAAGCGGGGAAAAUGUUGGAAAAUAUAAAAAUGACGACAAUGACGUGUCCUUGGUAUAUGUAGCAAAGCAGGAAAUGACGCUUGUGUAUCAUAUAUGUUUGGGAGUUUCACGGAAUAGUUGCGACAUAAUAUUACCGGAUUGAUCAGUAAAUCGUCGGUGAGAAAAAUCAUUGUUAAAACAUUUUAGACAUGUAUUUAUAAAGAUUCAUCAAGCUAAUUAUAAUCAGCGUCGUUCUUCGUUCUCUAGGAAUUAGAUUUCGCUGAUUUAUAGUGCGUGCGAAUAUACGAUAAAGAGAACACAUUUGCUUCACAAAAAAAUAUCAUGUGGUCAUUUCCCCCUUUGCUAUUUCAGUUUUAACUAAGUAGAAUAAUUAGCGACAAAUAUUAAAAGAAAAAAAUCUAAUCCUGGUAGAGAUCCAGCACAGAUAUGGUGCGACGGAGCUCGAAAAUGUAGAAUUUUUAAUUGUUUUUGGUACCGAUACAAUUUGUCUGACAUAUUAUCGAAGAUUUUAAUGGGAAACAAAUAUAGAGAAAUUGUAUAAAGAUUUAGUCUCUGUCAGAAUUGAUGUGUGCGAUUUGCGACGUAAAUUAUAAUAUCGGCAAUAUAUAUAUAUAUAUUACAUAUGUAAUAGUGCACAAAAAUCGUAAAACAAAGACACGUAAUAAAACGGAUUUUUUAAUAAAAAAUAUUACUGUCAUUAA
Molecule: messenger RNA, 4296 nt
Organism: Nylanderia fulva
Lineage: Eukaryota; Metazoa; Arthropoda; Insecta; Hymenoptera; Formicidae
Gene: Sam-S
Product: S-adenosylmethionine Synthetase
Biological process (GO): S-adenosylmethionine biosynthetic process
Molecular function (GO): ATP binding; methionine adenosyltransferase activity
Source: RefSeq, a predicted model, not a curated record